This is a messenger RNA of Carassius auratus (goldfish), 2609 nucleotides long. Its product is annotated as zinc finger protein 239-like. The record is from RefSeq and is a predicted model, not a curated record. Gene Ontology annotation, molecular function: RNA polymerase II cis-regulatory region sequence-specific DNA binding; DNA-binding transcription factor activity, RNA polymerase II-specific. Gene Ontology annotation, cellular component: nucleus. Gene Ontology annotation, biological process: regulation of transcription by RNA polymerase II. The transcript is spliced from 4 exons. Lineage: Eukaryota; Metazoa; Chordata; Actinopteri; Cypriniformes; Cyprinidae. Bases 927 to 1913 code for a protein of 328 amino acids.
UAUGUUUAUUUCUUUGUGUGUGCUGUUGAUUGAUUGAAUAGGAAACAUCCCACUGGAUAAUGCACUGAUUGUAAUUUGCAAGAAACAGUGAGGCAUAUACUGCUAGACUGCAACAAAUAAGAAGAAUUUAGGGCAGAAUUAAAGGCACAAAUAUAUGAACAAAACAUGUAUUGGGGAAAGCAUCUGGGAGAAUACACAAUUUAUUAAUUUUAUUUUCGAAAAACACUGGGUUAAGUAAAAAAUAAUUGAAUACGAAUAUAUAAUCUAAGGAAGAUAAGUAAAGUUUACUGGAAAUGCAAGAAAUGUUUAAUUUUAUUUUAAAAGGUUUUAUUUAAUUUUAAUCAUCCACCUUUCAUUUGAUGUUACUCUAAUACCCAAACUCCAGUAAAGUAGGUGGCGGUAAUGCGCCUUUGAGAUGAGUUGUCAACUGCCAUUAAACCUGGAAGAAGAAGGUGAUGACGUCAUCUAGCGCGCGCUCAGCCAGAGUCGAGUCUCGUGAGGCGAACAGUUCGCGGUACUUCACGUGUUUACUUUAUUGUAAAACACACUUAACCGUUUAAGCAAAAAAGAGACUCGUCAAUAUUAUCAGCUGAUGAAAAUCCUUUUUAUUUGUUUAUUUCUCUACAAGAUUUAGAUUUGCUCCUCCUUCAGUGAAGCUCCUCCCACAACAUUUGCACAUUCAGUGAAGCUCCUCCCACAACACGCACAUCUUCAGUAAAGCUCCUCCCACUACAAUCAAACUUUCGGUGAAGCUCCUCCCACUACAACCACACCAUCAGUGAAGCUCCUCCCACUGCAGUUCAUCAAUAAAUGCUGGAAUAUUCCCAUCAGUCUACAAGUGAAGACCAGCAUCAAAGCAUCAGGAAGAAGUGAAAUCUGCAGAGACAGAGUUUAUUGAAGAACAGAGAGAUCAAGAACCCUGCAGAAUGAACCAGACUGAAGAACAAACAGAGCUGAUUGAAGAAAACGAGGAGCAUGAAGAACUGAAUAAAGAGGAGGACAAACAUGUCAAAACUGGAGAAAAACCUUGCUCUCAAAUCAAACAGAAAGAUUUAAAGAAGAAAAGAGAUGAGAAAUCUUUCAUCUGCACUCAGUGUGGAAAGAGUUUGGGAGGCAAACAGAGUCUUGAAAAUCACAUGAGGAUCCACACUGGAGAGAAACCAUACAGAUGUGAUCAGUGUGAGAAGAGUUUCACACAAUCAGCAAACCUUAAGAUGCACAUGCACAUUCACACUGGAGAGAAACCUUACAAGUGUUCACAUUGCGACAAGAGGUUCAGUGUGUUAGGAUAUCUGAAAACACAUGAGAGGAUCCACACUGGAGAGAAACCAUACAGAUGUGAUCAGUGUGAGAAGAGCUUCACACAAUCAGCAAACCUUAAGAUGCACAUGCACAUUCACACUGGAGAGAAACCUUACAAGUGUUCACAUUGCGACAAGAGAUUCAGUGUGUUAGGAUAUCUGAAAGCACAUGAGAGGAUCCAUUCUGGAGAGAAACUGUUCACAUGUGAUCAGUGCGGGAAGAGUUUCACAGCAUCAUCAAACUUUAAGAACCACAUGAACAUCCACACUGGAGAAAAGCUGCAUGAAUGUGAUCAGUGCGGAAAAACAUUUUUGUGGUCCUCAGCACUGAAGAAUCACCUGAGAGUUCAUUCAAAGGAGAAACCACAUUCAUGUUCUUUGUGUGGAAAGAGUUUUUCACAACUGCAGAGUUUAAAAGUCCAUCAGAAGAGACACGCUGGUGUGAGAGAAUAUAAGUGCUUUGAUUGUAAGAAGACUUUUAUUACAGCUCCACAUUUGAAGCGCCACCUGAUGAUCCACACUGGAGAGAAACCCUAUCACUGCACUGUAUGCAGGAAGAGUUUCAAUCAAUCAUCUAAUCUACGUGUUCAUAAAAAGAUUCACAGUCAGUAGAUCAUCUUCAGAUCCAACACUUUCAGGUCUGAUCUCUAAUCUUCACCAAACGUGACACAAUAAUGCAUCAAGAAAUAAAGCAUCUUCUGUGUAAAUCUGGCCUUACAAACAAACAUUAUCUAAAGUCACAGUGAAUAAAGUUCAUCUUCAAGACCAGCAGUUUCAACUGUAAAAUUUUUAUGGACUUCAGUUCCAAUGAAUUAAUCCACAAAAGAAUGCAACUUACAAUAGGACGACACUUGGAAGGGGUAUCCGAGCCCUUGUGGACCUUACAUAUCAAAAGUGUUACCGGAAAAUCAACUUUAAGAAAAUAAUAUUCACUAUUGCUGAAUUGCAAAUUUAAAAUGAGGCUGUAAUUUAAAAUGUACAUAAUUUUUCAAUUUACUAGUGAGUCAGCAGGUAAACACUCAUAAAAAAACACAAUCAUCCAAUUGUCUACUAAUUUCCUUUACAUAAUCUGUAGCUUGUUGAAGCACUAUAGCCCAAAGUAGGGCACAAAACCACAUCGGAAUCUCUUUUAAAAUAAAUUAUAGCAUCCCUCUUCACUUUCUACAAAUUAUUAUAUGUUUUAUAUUGUCUCUUAUCUUUGUUUGUUUAACAAAGUCUUAACAUCAGCUUCAACGAACCUUCAGAAAGUGUUUAAAGAUGCAUUACUGUUAUGAGGUGGAAUAAAGUUCAAAUUCUUUUUAAAAGGAA